Hemicordylus capensis (graceful crag lizard) is the source of this 10845-nucleotide messenger RNA. It is a transcript of the gene PIK3R3, whose product is annotated as phosphoinositide-3-kinase regulatory subunit 3. Lineage: Eukaryota; Metazoa; Chordata; Lepidosauria; Squamata; Cordylidae. Gene Ontology annotation, biological process: insulin receptor signaling pathway; phosphatidylinositol phosphate biosynthetic process. Gene Ontology annotation, molecular function: 1-phosphatidylinositol-3-kinase regulator activity. Gene Ontology annotation, cellular component: phosphatidylinositol 3-kinase complex. Bases 1299 to 2441 code for a protein of 380 amino acids. The record is from RefSeq and is a predicted model, not a curated record. The transcript has 12 exons.
CCUCCAGUGGGCGGAGCUUAAUCCCGGCAUAGAGGCGGUUGGCGACGGUUGGGGCCCGCAGAGCCUCUUUAAAAUGAAACCGAGCGGGGCUGGGAGUAACGGAGUACCAGAGAGCGCGCCGGGGCCGACGCUGGGCUUGCGUGCGGAGGGAAGCGGGUCGGGAGCCGCUGCCUGCAGCUGUGGGCGCCAAGCGUGGAGCGCCGAGGCGGGCAGCAGCGCUGGUGGGUUGUUGCUGCUGCUGCUGGCGGCGGCGGCGGCGGCGGGGGGCUGUGCCCUGAGGUGUUAAAGAAGCGAGACGUUCCCCUCCACGGCUAUUCGCUCACCUUGAAGAAGACCAGGAAGAUUAUUUUUAAAAGUGGGGGAGGGGAAAACGUUCAAUGUUCUCAAAUCUGUUUUAAAACGUUCCAUUUUGUAAUAUUAAAAAGAAUCCCCAAACUGCCUCCUCGCACAUGCAUUUUGAAUAUUCUUACCUAUCUCCUCUUCAAAGACUACUUCUAUUUUUAUUCCCCCGCCCAAUCUUAAUUUGGAUUUGAGAGGAAGCUGGAUUAAGUGGUUCCCUUCUCUUCUCCGAAGCAAAGAGGGAAUCAGAAAGGGGGCGGGGGGGAAGCAUUUCGUUUGCUUCCUUUCACUCCUUGAGAGGGGAGUGCUUCUCCUGGAGAGGAAACCAUCGAACUAUUCUUUAAGAAAGUUUCUUUCCUUGGCUUUUUUGUGCGUGCAAUGGACGGCUAAGCUUUAUUUUGUGGUGUGCCAUACUAUUUAUUUUUGAAAGAAAAGAAGCCUGAAAAGAGGAAUUCCUGAGAUUACUGAUCUGCCUCAGUUUGUCACAAUGUACAACACGGUGUGGGAUAUGGAUCGCGAUGACACAGAUUGGAGGGAGGUGAUGAUGCCGUAUUCUACCGAGUUGAUAUUUUAUAUCGAAAUGGACCCUCCAGGAUCACCUUCUGCAUUUUUAGAAAUUAGCAUCAUAGGCCCAUUUAAUCUCUGAACUAAACAUCCUCAGUUUUUCAGUGUCUCUUUGCCCAGGAAAAGUCUUCAGGAAUUAUAUCAGAAUGUCCUCUGCAGACUUCCCAUACAACUUAACCUAGAUGGAAGCUCUACACACUCUGCUUUGAAAGCUCUUGAGGGAGAUGGCUUACCUGGCAUUCACUUGAUUUUUGACUCUUCCUCCAAAGCCCUCCAAACCAGUAACUCCAGUAAAUACAAAUGGGAUAAAAGAGAAUUGCAGUUCAUCACUGCAGGAUGCAGAAUGGUACUGGGGGGACAUUUCAAGGGAAGAAGUAAAUGACAAACUACGAGAUAUGCCAGAUGGAACUUUCCUUGUGCGAGAUGCAUCAACAAAGAAACAGGGAGACUAUACUUUGACACUGCGAAAGGGUGGCAAUAAUAAAUUGAUAAAAAUUUAUCAUCGUGAUGGAAAAUACGGUUUUUCUGAUCCAUUAACAUUUAAUUCUGUUGUGGAAUUGAUCAACCAUUAUCGCCAUGAAUCUCUUGCCCAGUAUAAUCCUAAACUUGAUGUAAAGCUGAUGUAUCCUGUAUCCAGAUACCAACAGGAUCAGUUGGUAAAAGAAGAUAAUAUUGAUGCUGUGGGCAAAAAACUUCAGGAGUAUCACUCUCAAUAUCAGGAGAAAAGUAAGGAGUAUGACAGAUUAUAUGAAGAAUACACCAGAACUUCACAGGAAAUUCAGAUGAAGAGGACAGCAAUAGAAGCUUUUAAUGAAACAAUUAAAAUAUUUGAAGAACAAUGUCACACCCAAGAGCGAUACAGUAAGGAAUACAUUGAACGAUUCCGAAGAGAAGGAAAUGAGAAGGAAAUUGAACGGAUUAUGAUGAAUUAUGAAAAAUUAAAGUCACGUCUGGGUGAGAUCCAUGAUAGUAAGCUGCGACUGGAACAGGAUUUGAAGAAGCAAGCCCUGGACAAUCGAGAAAUUGAUAAGAAAAUGAACAGUAUCAAACCUGAUCUUAUUCAGCUACGCAAAAUCAGAGAUCAGUACCUUGUCUGGCUUAAUCAUAAAGGAGUGAGGCAGAAGCGAAUUAAUGACUGGCUGGGAAUCAAAAAUGAAAACAUUGACGAUACAUAUUUUACAAAUGAAGAGGAUGAAAACCUGCCACAUUAUGAUGAGAAGACUUGGUUUGUUGGAGACCUCAAUCGCAUCCAAGCAGAAGAUUUGCUUUGUGGGAAACCUGAUGGUGCAUUUUUAAUUAGAGAAAGUAGCAAGAAAGGCUGUUAUGCUUGUUCUGUGGUAGCUGAUGGCGAAGUUAAACACUGUGUGAUCUACAGCACUCCAAGAGGUUAUGGGUUUGCAGAGCCAUAUAAUCUAUAUAGCACCCUUAAAGAAUUAGUCCUUCAUUACCAGCAUACCUCCCUCGUCCAACACAACGAUUCCCUCAAUGUCCGGCUUGCUUAUCCAGUCUACGCACAGAUGCCCUCCCUUUGUAGAUAAAUUCUUGGAGGGUGAAGUGUAGGGUGAAAUGUUGGUUAUCUCGGAUUUUCUUUUCUACAGUUUUUAUUAGAACCCAGAGGGCAUUCUUUCUCCUUAGACUGCUUGUUUUGCACAAGAAGUGAUUUGAUGAAUGUGAAUCGGAAACCUAGCAGCAACAAGACAACAGCUUUGGGGUAGGUGCCCUGGUGCUACCUGAAGAUCAGCUGUGUUUUUAUAUAAGGAGACUCUCUCGUUUUCCCUAUAGGAAACAAGUAAACAUUCUAAAAUGCAUAUGAGAAACCUAAAAGCAAAACUGUGGAGAGAAACAUUUUGCCAGGCACCGUCAGUGAAACUUCUACUUGGAUUUUUGUUUUUCUGAGGUAUCGGUAACGUUGUUCAGUCUUAAGCUCUAGGAAAAUGAAGGAAAAGUCUCUGCUACAGAAGCUUUUCCCUGUUAAUUUUAGCAGCUUUGCUGCAAGUCAGACAAACUUACAAAUGAGGGCUCAUCUUGAUGUAGCAUGGGAUUUGGUGAGAGGAGACCAAAGGAGUUAUGGGGAGAGUUUCAGGUUCUUAUUUAAAAGAAAAUCCUCAAAGAAAUAUUGCUUUAUGUUUUACCAACAAUAACAAAGUUUUGGCUAUGUCAGCACUACAUGUCUACAAAUAAAGGAAACCAAAUUGAACCCACCAAAACUUCGCUCGUUGCUGGAUUGAGCACUUAUGGGGAAAUACUGCAUUUGCAACCGCACACUUGCCAAAACUUGAAGGGAGAAAUAUAAAAGCUAAAACUGUGUGUGUUCAAAACUAACCUAACCUGAUCUAACUGUACCACCACCCCCCACCCCUUAUUACUUUAAAAAAAAAUCCUUUCUUCCAAGGAUAUCGAAGUUUGUUUUUAAAUGAUAUGAAACUUUGGGAUGUAAACCAGGAUGAAGCUGGCACUUGGCAUGUGUGUAAGAUGCCAAACAAUGAAUAUUCUGUUUGAAAACAUUUUUAAAAAAUUUUUGAAGUGCAAUGGAUUGCUUCUUAUAGCUUGUUAAACCAAAAACUAUGGGUGCAGUCAACGUACUGUUGAAACUGGCUACAAAACAAAACAAUACUUGUAAUGCAUUUGGAUUGCACCCUAAAUAAACUAAUUCCAUUGCACAGAUUGUAUACUUGCCCUUAGAAUUCAUUAUGGGAUUACCAUAAGACAAACAUUUUGUUUUCUGAAUUCAGUGGGACUGGUUAAGCUCUAAAGUGGUAGAAUCUGUCAUUACAUAAAGAAUUUUGCUUGGUGUUCUGCCAUAGUCAGAUUCAUCUGAAUUAUGUGUAACAGCAAAUAGUGAGAACUGGAUUCACUAUACUGUGAGAAUUUGUGCUCCUAAAAAUGCUGUGUUACUCUUUUUUAUUUUCUUUUUUGUCACUUAUGCCCUUGUUGAUUUUUAUUGCCAUUUCUAAAGAUUAUACUUGAGCUAGAACGUGUGCUUAGGCAACAAGGAAAAAUAGGCAUUCAGCAAAAAGUCUUUCUUCUUCUAUGUAGUAUUUGAAGUAUAUGCCAGGAAGUUGGAACAUUUUGAUAUUUUUUUUCUGGCUCUACCCCACCUUCAGUGCCACCUUGACCCCCCAGACUGUUAGACUUCAAUGUUUACACAAAGCAGAAUGCACUAUAGGGGAGCAUAGAAGUAUUAUGCAGAAUAUUAAAUUGGUGAACAUGAUAAAUCUUGAGCACUCAUCAACAGCUGGAGGGGCCAAACUAGAUUGCUUGAUGUGUCCCAAAAGCACUUCUGUUUUGCACUAAUCUUCUGCCACUUAAGCUAAGUGCUGGCUAACCAGCUGAACAUAGUCUUCUAAAAAUGGAACUGUGGUUGUCAAAAGAUCUACCCUCUAGUCUUCAAAUUUGUGAGAAGACCAUGAAUGACCUGAUGUGCCCCUUCUCCUCAAGCCCUCUCUCUGCAGCCUGGACACUCAUUUUCCUUUUAGUCACCAGCAAUACACUUCUUUCAUUAAGUGUAGCUUUGGAUUUUCUCAAUCCAAAGAAAGAAAGAAAAUUUUUUGUUCUUCCUCCUGGGGACCUGGCUAGCUUGCACUUGCACAUUUUAAUCUGGCACCUGCACACUACCUAAUAUUCCCUUGUCAUAAUAUCUAGCCUAAGCUGUGGAAACCUUCCCUGGCUAACCAGUGAUUGCUUUCUGAAUACCAUAGAGGAGUUCUAAGUAAACAAUGAAAUAAACUAAUUGGCAGUAUAAUAUAGAGCUACAUAAAGUCAUUCUCUGUUCCUAGAUAAAUGUGAUCCAAGUUUGCCUAUAGAGCAUCAGUGGCUCCUGUGUUUUGUUUCCGACCGUCGAUACAUUCAGAAUCAUAUGAUCUCUUCAGACUUCCUAUUUUAAAUCUGAUGCACUUUCAAGUUCACACAUUCAAAACCAUUUUGAUUAGGACUGUGUGCAAAUUAAACUACAUAUAUGGCUUCAUUUUGGUUUGCCUCUCUUUGCAUUUGGUUUGGGUAAAUAAGUAACAUCUGCUGGUGUUAUCCAUCUGGUGUUAGCAUGCCUCUCGCAUUAGACUUUUUUGAACAGACUUGGCAAGUGAAAACGUGUUCUGGAGCCAGUUAAAUUAUGUAGCAAGUAUGUUCUGUCACAGUCCUCUUUCAGUUUCCAGCAAUGUUCUUACCUGUAAUAAUUGUUACACUAAUGAAAUUUAGCUGACCUCAAGUCGCAGUAUUACUUUUCAUGGCUCAGAUCACCUUUGGUUGUUGGACUCAGCCCUACUAGCAUGACCAGCUGUGUUUAUGAAGCUAAAACAAAUGCAUAAGAGAGAAAAUAGCAAAAUGGAAGAAGUUAAAUAGAUGUGUAAGGAUAAAGUGCAGAAAAUGUAUGUGUUCUUGGUUUUGCUUUUAAAGCCAGUUUGCUAGGUUUUCUUUGGUAGAACAAGCUUUUCUCACCUGAUAGCAGCUGGAUUAAUAUUUCUCAGUUACCCAUUUCUAUAGACUUAUUUUGUUUUGCACAGUGUUAAACAGUGAAAAGUGAUAAGAAAAAGUGUUUUUACUGUUCACACUCCCCCCCCCACCCCAGUGUAUUUGCAGGAAUUGGGUAUGAUUCAGUAUUUUGCUUUCUCAGAAGAGAGAAACUGCAUCUCUUUCUGCACUUACAGUUGUGAUGCACAACAGAUCAACCAAGAAUGAAAAGUCACUGUACUGCCAGUACUUCUGCUGACUAGUUUCUUUGCCAGUCGCACUCCAUAAGAACAAAUAUAUUGGUAUUAAUGAGAAUUUGGAGGAAUGCUGAAAGCACCACAUUGCUUCCCCUUUGCACCCAUGCAGUACUAAUCAAUACCAGAACUGCCUGUUUAGUGGGACAGAAAUACAUUGUGUAUCAAAGGGUUUAUUUGUAGUUUAAGUCCAUGAGUCAGCAAGCCAUUGUUGGUGUACACAAGGGUUUACAGAUGCACACUAGAGCUGCUUGCUUACUCCUUCAACAGCAGUUCCUUACAUUGCAUUACAGACCACUUUUGAAACUGCACAGAGUUCAAAAGUGACUUGUCAAGCAUUAUGGGGCUGCUGGAGCAGGAAGAAACCCUUCAAUAAUUCUGAUGUAUAAGUGGAGCUUGUCUACAAACCUAAAACAAAAAGGGGCAGGGGAGCAGAAAAUAAGCGGUUACCCAAAUUUACCUUUACCUCCAGCACCACCCACCAAGUCUACUUGCACUCAUAUUUGCAAAGAAAUCAGCAUACAGAAUCCCUCCAAUCCCAAUACUUUUCAUUUAUAUCUGUGUAGGUGUUUGGAUAAAAGAGAGAAUAAAAUAUAACUAUGUCAAACUACUUGUACAAGACAGCCAAACGCCAGUCUGUGUGCCCUCAGGAAUAGGGAUUGGAGCGAUUUUUUGGCCUGCCUCAAAGAACAGGCAGACAAUAGACUUUAGGAACAUAUGUGUACACAUUUAGUGCUAUGUUAAGGGCUUGGGGUGGCUUAGUUCUGUAAUUUUCCUGUCGCUUGCUGUGGAAAAUCUUGACAACAUGUCCAGUGACUUAAUGCUGUGACUGUUCACUUAGCAGUUUCCCUGUUUUGCUAUCACGUUUCUCAGUCUAGAAAAGCCCCCUUUUGGUACUUGAACAAUCUUUUUUUUUUCCUGUUUGAAUGUUUGUUUAAUCAUACUAACAAAGAAUAAAACUCUGAAGUGGUAGUGAGUAUUGUAUGUAUGCAGAUGUAAGAGCUUCUUUGUGAUAUAAAUUAUAAGUGCAGAUCUGGGAAAGCACUACUAGUGUGUGUUUGAAAUUUUGUUUCAUGUACUCAUUCAGAUUUUUCUGGUACCCCUUUUUUUGUUAAUGUCAGUUCAUAAAUGUCUGCUUUAGAAUUUUUGGUAUUUCAAUAUAUUCCUAAAGACAUACAUCCAAAAGAUUUGCAUGCAGUGUUUGUUUCUCCUAUUAAAACAUUUUUUAUUUGAAACAAUCAGUUCCAAUUUUGGCUACCUGAAACCUCUGUUUUAUGAGAUGCAGCAAGAUUUAACUCAGUCAUGGACUGUGUUUUCAGAAGAAAGUGAUUCUUGUUUGGGGUGGUGGGGAGGUCUGCUCCAGAACUGAGGUAUAUUUAAGACACUUUUACAAAAUGUAUUUGACUAGGAAGUCAAAUGAAACUUUAAAAUAAAUAGGAUGGUGACUUGUAGCCCCAGGCAGAUCAAGCACCUAUAGAGAACCCUAUCCAUCAAACUCAAGCCCUCUGCUGCUGUUCCUCCUAGUCAUCUUCACCAACCCAUUCCUGGGCAUUACUUGCCCAGGAAUCUGCUCCUUGCCCUACCUUGCAGCCCCAUCUGACUCCUCUGACUUGCAAUAAGUGAAUAAAACAUCCCCUCAUCAUGAUAACAGGACCAAAUCACCCUGCUUCACCCAACUUAACAGCAACAUGAGCUGGUGAGGUAAUUCACACAUCAAAAACUGUGUUCUACUCAGGUCUGGGAGCUGUGUGUGCUCUCAAUUUUCAGUUGUGUGGAAACAAGAUAAAAGGAAAACAUGGGUAGAAGUGAUUGGUGGAAGCAAGGUAGGAAAAGCUACCCAGGCUUUCCUCCUAUCUUGCUUCCACACAACUGAAAAUUGGGAGCACACACAGCUUCCAAACCUGGGUAGAACAUAGUUCUUGAUUGCUUGAAUGAUCUCUGUGUUUCUCACCUAGGCAAUGGAGAUAGUGCCUGCUACUGCUACAGAAAUUGGGAUGUUUCCUAUCCUACAGUGAGGCUAUUUUCGCGAUCACCCAAAAGCGGGCUAGGGGAGCCUAGCCCAUUUUUGGGCGAUUGUGUGCUGCAACGGGAGCUGCGCAGCUCCUGGCAGGUAGCCUCCAUAAAUACCCCUCCCCUUAGACGAGGUUAACUGAGUGAGUGCUCUGUUAACCUCAUCUUUUUGCUCGUGUGUUGCCACCACGUGGCAACACACAAGUAGACCCCCAACCUGGAGGCUUCAAGCAGCCUCCCUGGCUCUGACGUCUCUCCAGGAUGCCCCGCACACUCACGUGGGCCAUCCUGGAGCUUCUCGUGGCCACACAGCCCCCAAUCCCCGCAGCUCCUGCUGGCUCUGUAACGGAGCCAGCAGUCAUGUGGGCGGCCAAUCCAGCCGCCCAGGGCUGCCUUUGGAUCGUCUGCAGGGAGAGCAGGCCAAGCCCGCUCUCCCCACAGACCCGGAAGAAGCUCUUCUCACUGAUUGUGAGAAGAGCUUCAAUGUCUUCAUGGUUUGACCUUCUUUUGCCUGGCUGCAGGUAUCUCAGCCAAUCCUAGUUCCAUCUUCCUGACUACUGGGCACUAUUUCUACACAUUCUUUUCCUUGUUGCCACUAUGACUCGCUUCGAUCUUGCAGUGAGGGGAGGGUGAGUGAGCAGGUGGUUGGUGGGGAGAAGCAGCAACAGCCAUCAAUUUGCUCAUGCCAUAGAAGAUGGCUGAACAGUUGGAUCUUCUCUCUUAAUUUCUAUGGGGAUGUUUGCCUGAGGGACCUCUAAAAACCUGAAGUUGGUACUAUGUAGCUUCUUCCAUUUGUGCACCUGCUUGCUAUGCAGAUUAGCCCCCACCAUGUGAUUUUUUUCAUCUUGUUUUCACAAGGCAUUGACAGGAAUUUUUAUCCGUGGUAUGAAGAGAACACCACAUAGUGGUUUUGCAGUAGCUCAUUGCAUGGCAGUCAUAUCAUGCAAAACUAUUUUCAAAUAUAUAGAAUGUUCCUUUUUUUAAUAUGAAAGGACAUUGCUUACAAACAAAUAUCCAUUUUGGGUCCAAGAUUUAAAAGGCCAAGGUAUUCCAGUGAAGCAAAAAAAAAAAAAGGUGGGGGGGAGGUAAAACUUGUUUGAGAAGCAACACUGUGGGCCAAACUAGAUGAGACACUGGGAGACCUGUAAUCAAUUGCCCCCAUAUUUGUUACACGUCAAAGCAGCCACAGGCUUAUCCCCUAAUACAGUCAUUCUCAAACCUGGGUCCUCAGAUGGUGUUCGACUACAAUGCCCAUCAUCCCCAGCCGAUUAUUGUGGCUGGGAAUGAUGGAAGUUGUAAGCCAUCAUCAUCAUUCAGGUUUGAGAACCUCUGCCCUAAUUUGAUGAGAUGCUGAUCCUUGAUCUUUCUGUGUCUCCUCUAGUCUGGCCCUAAAUAAAUGACUUUGCUUAGGAAGUAUGUUUUAAGUGAAUACUAAGAAGAAAUCAUUAUUUUGCAAAUCUGGUGUUCUGCAGGCAGAAAACUUCCACAGGGAGGGAGGGAGGGAGGGAAUUCUUAUGCAUAUUUUGUUCUGAAGAGCAUGUGAGGCUCCAUAAUCAGUCUGACUUUUCUAGGAGAUACUGUUUCAAGCACUGGCAUUUGGGGCUGGCUCCAGAGUUUUAAUGCAAUUUUUUCUACUAUUCACCACCUUUAGGCAGUAUGCCUUUUGUCCUGUCUUAUGGCUAAUGCAGAUAUUCCCACUGGCUUAGAAUUUAACUUGAAGAGCUCUUUACAGAGAAUUGCACUGCAUUCUGGAUUUGUUAAAAGAGAAUCGCAAGGAUUCAAUGAGUAUUGCAUGUAGCAGUGACUCUUGUUAAGAGGCCACUGAUAUUUCACAUCAUUUGGUAUCUUGCCUGUUAUCCAUGGGAACAUUGCACUUUCUUCUGUUAGCACCUCGGGGCACUUUUGUGGUUUUUGUUGUUGUUGUUUUAAGGCAAGGAGUUUGCAGUGCUUACAGAAAACUAUUUCAAGACAUUUUUCAGUGGUCUACAUAACCCCCUGUCAUCACAGAUCUGUUUAAGUGGAACUAUGCCCUCACUUAUGCCAGCCAGCUGUGCAAAUGAAUCCAUGUGUUUGUCUUUUGAAGUGUAGAGUGUUUGGUCUCUGGGUGACUGACUAGGAAGAAAUCUGACUCAAUCUGUUAAUAAUUUUGUAUAUUUUUUGCCAGUUUACAGCACCAUGGGAUUGUACUGAUCUGCAACGUACACACGCACACGUGUGUGUGUUGUGUGUACACUAUAUGUAUAUAGAUAUAUGGGAAAUAAAUUCACAUACACACAUCUAUAUACAUAAGCCGUAAGUGGCACUGCCCUUCUAACAAUCCAAAUUCACUUGGUUUACCCGCCCCCCAGUCUGAAAGUUGGGAUUCCCCCUGCAAAAAAACAGAAGUCCGGGUUCAUCACUAAUACUCCUGAUGUGCUUUUAAAAUUCUGUUUUUUUAGCAUUUUACUUACUUGCUCCAGAAUAAAACAUUAGAAUUUAUUCAAAGCAAAGCUGUUUGCAUUUUAAAGCAGCCCCAUUUACUUUGAGAUAUAACAGUUGCACAUAUUUUAAAUAAAUAAAAACCCCAUCCAGAGCUAAUGUGCAAAGGAGAGCAGCAGCAUUCAUCACUGUGUAUGGACUCAUUUUUAUAUAUAUAGAAAUAUUUGUAUCUAUGUAAGAAUGAGUGGUAACUUCAUCUUAUAUUGAGGUAUGCCAGGACUGUACACUCCUUUGUACAUCCCGCACAUGAACAUUGCAUUCUUGAAAUCCAUUUUGGUUUUCCUUUUAAGGGAUGCUGUUUGUCAAAGAUCUUGCUUCUCAUGGGGAUUGUUGAUUUUGUUUUGUUUUUGUUCUUUUAAUAUGAAUUCCAGCAUGUUAACUUUGGUAGUCUUGUUGGUAUGUAAAACCUGUUCUUCUGUCAUUUUAUGGUGUAGUCAAAUUCAUGUAGUUUAACUUUUAAAAAGAAACUGCUUCAUGAGAAAAACAGUUGUAUGUUAGUCAUAUUGUAGUUUCUAGAUGAGUAAUGCAACAUUGUACUUGUCACCAAAUGUGCUAUGAUCUUACUGUAUGUUUCUAUUUUUUAAAAUAGAUGGUUGAGCUUUGGAAUCCCAGACACUAAGCAUUCUGGCCUACUUUGCUUUAGAAUAAAAAUGCAAUAAAGGAUUGCAAUAAAGCACAUUUACAUGUAAUGUUUUAGAAGGAUGUACUGACCGCUGUUUCUAAUAAAUUCAGAAAUACAGCCUAGCUGCUAUGA